This is a messenger RNA of Larimichthys crocea (large yellow croaker), 2621 nucleotides long. Its product is annotated as stimulated by retinoic acid gene 6 protein-like. The transcript has 18 exons. Gene Ontology annotation, cellular component: plasma membrane. NCBI's taxonomy places the organism in Eukaryota, Metazoa, Chordata, Actinopteri, Sciaenidae. Gene Ontology annotation, molecular function: retinol transmembrane transporter activity; signaling receptor activity. The coding region runs from base 74 to 1954 and encodes 626 amino acids. The record is from RefSeq and is a predicted model, not a curated record. Gene Ontology annotation, biological process: vitamin A import into cell.
GGGCUUUCUCAAGAUAUUUCUUUACAGCAGAGCAGAAACAAAUUUUUUGAAGGUUUGAGUAAACCGACUGUCCAUGAUGACAAGAAACCACACGGAUCAUCUUUUCUUCAGGAACUCGACAGAUCGGGAGUGUCAGAAUGGAAUAUCUGUGGACCUGUUUUUGCACUUUUCCCUCAUACCAGUAGUGCUGAUCACUGGGGUGUUCUCAUUCCUCCAAAAAAGGGCUGAGAGGCUGGGCAUUGACCACAGACUGCCCUUCCUGGGGAGACGUUUUGCCAUUGUGGUGCCUUUGGAUACUAUUGGCAGCAUCAGUAAUUGUUGGUCCUAUGGAUUUGCAUUUGGUGCUGUGUCCUAUUCCGUCAUGGAGCUUUUCUAUAAAAAUCACAUUCGCCUCAAGGUCCCGCCCUGGGCCACAGCAAUAGUGUAUCUGAUUAGUGCUCUGGAGGUGGGCCUGGUGUAUUUCCCUUUCUUUGCCUGCCUGUCCACACCUUUCAGAACAACUGGGGCAGUACUGGGGAUACUCUACUCUCUGUCCUGGAUCAUUGUUACAGUGUGGGAUGUAUUCACCUGUCCCAGUGGUAAGAUUCUGGGUCCAUACGAGAAGAUUAUUUUCCAGUGGCCCCGCAUCCUCUCCCUCAUCUUCCUCUUUGGACGAUUUGUCUACAUGCUGGUUAAAGCUAUGCGAAUACGUCUGCAACUGGAACAGGAGGACCAUAAAGAACCGAUUGGGGAACACCAGGUGCAGCAUGUUAAGAGCCUGCUAAGGAAAACAUCUGUACACAGUAAGCCCAUGAGUUGGUUCCAGAGAAAGGUGUAUGAGUGGGACCCCAACUUUAAGUUCCCCAACAGGAUCAUCGGCACUUCCAUCAUAGCACUCAUAUGCCUGUAUAGGAUGACCCUAACAGUGAACUGUAAAGGAAAUCAGUAUAUUGACAAAGUAGAGAAUUUUAUAUUUCAUAGUAAUCAGACUACGGAUGAACUAGGAUGGAUGGAUGAAUUCGUCUACAUGGCUAGGAAGGCUUGGCUAGCUACCACCAUCUUUGCUAAUCUCAACUCUGUGGGUUACACGUUCCAUGUCUUGGCAUGUUACAGAAAACACAUGAAGAGACUGUGGAGAGGGCAGAAGGGUUUUCUUCCUGAGAAGUUUCACAACCCGAGAUCUGCUCUCAGUGUGGCUUCCAUCACAAAAUACUCUGGCUGGCAAAUAGCGUUUACACUGUGGGGCUACCUGAUUGUCCAUUUUGUCCUCUUCGUGUUUGCUCUGUUUAUCGGUUCGGUGGUUCUUUCCAUACAGCAUGGCAUUAUAAACAUAAUCAAUGACAUUGGAAGUAUACUUCUGCCCAUCAGCCUGGUGAUCUCCUUGGUGGUUCUUCAGGUCGUUCUGGUUCAGAUCUUCUUCCUUCAGGAAAAAAUGUCUCCCACUGAUAAAGACAAACCUCUGGCUCUCAACAAUAGGAAAGCGUUCCACUGCUUCAAUUACUUUUUCUUUUUCUAUAAUGUGGUGAUUGGAAUCGGCCACUGCAUGUUGAGGUUGCUGUGUAGUAUGGUGGUGGGCACAUGUCUGGUGUCUCGCAUAGACCGGACCAUUAUGCAGAACGGAUAUGAAUCCAUGGAUUUUGGCUACAGAGUUUGGGUUGGGAUGAUCUUUGCUGACCACUAUCAUAACAAUCCAGUCAUGGUGUGUUUCUGCCAGCUGCUGGUCUCCAACAAGUUUGAGAGACAGACUGUGUCUGCAUACUCCACAUUAGACAACACGCCAUCUGAAUCCCCUGUGAAUAGCCAGGCCAGAAGGCGUUGGAUGUUGUUUUAUACCUUACUGAGGAACCCUCAUCUGAUCCUGCUCAGAAAGCACCACCUCUCCUCAUCUUCAUCACUACAGACACCAUCACGAUCUCCCCAGUCAGUGUUGCAGGCUUGUAGCAUCAUGGCAUCUCAAACACAGAGCCACUACUAGUGAUUGAAGUCAUACCAGUUGACUGUUAAAAACUGUGGGAGGGACUGUGCUUUUUCUUGAUUAAUCCUCAUGUCCUAAGAGUCUUUUUUUAAAGGCUGUCAUUUAAAAGAAGUUCAGCAAAGUCAGUGCAGCUACAGAAUAUUCGUCCUUUAAACCUUUUGAAGGGAAAGCCUAGCACUUAGAUCUGGCUGACAAGAUAUAAUAUAGAUGCUGUGAACAAUCAUUAGCUCACAGUUUUAUCAUGUCAGAGGGGAACAUCUAUCCUUAGUAAUUUACAUGAUGUGGGACUUGUGAGAACAGAGUGUAUGCAACUUAAGGUGUUCUUGCCUGGAAUACAUACAGUUUUAUUUAGUUUAAUUGAUUUAAUUUAGUUCUACAAAUGGCAUAAAUGUUGUUGUUUUUUCCCCCUGACAUUACCUUUGUGUUGAGACAAACUGUCUUAAGUUGAUUGAAUUAUCCCUGUGAGUGAAACUAUUUGUUGUAUUGUGAGGAGGUAACCAAACUCCCUUUUGGUCUUUUGUCAUUACAAUAACAAUCUAAGUAACACCUAAAUGUAACCUGCCUUAUUGGUGAAGCAUCUGUAUUCUUCUGGACAUUUUUUCCUUUUCAGUUUUACUUUUUAUUUAAAACAAUGCGAGCUACACUGCACAGUUAAUCUGCUUGUCUU